Molecule: messenger RNA, 1500 nt
Organism: Lindgomyces ingoldianus
Lineage: Eukaryota; Fungi; Ascomycota; Dothideomycetes; Pleosporales; Lindgomycetaceae
Product: mitochondrial carrier
Exons: 2
Coding region: 98-1120 (340 amino acids)
Biological process (GO): glycine import into mitochondrion
Cellular component (GO): mitochondrion; mitochondrial inner membrane
Molecular function (GO): glycine transmembrane transporter activity
Source: RefSeq, a predicted model, not a curated record
CUCAUUGACUUACCCUCACCCUGCUCAACACACCAUGCAGAGCAGUAGACAUCCACCUCACGCCUCAUAACCACAUCGACAUCUCGACGGCGCGGAAAUGUCAAAUGGCGAGAAACCGCGCUCGUCGUCAUACUUCCACUUCUUCGCGGGCCUGAGCUCGGGCAUGCUCUCGGCCGUCCUCCUCCAGCCCGCCGACCUCCUCAAGACGCGUGUGCAGCAAUCGCACCAGAACACGCUUCUCGCGACAAUCAAGAGCAUUGCUAGUGGCCCAAACCCCGUACGCACAUUCUGGAGAGGAACAUUGCCCAGUACGCUUAGGACGGGAUGCGGUUCAGCGUUGUAUUUUUCCGGAUUGAAUGCAUUGAGGCAGAGGGUCGCUAGGGCAAGUCUGGUCGCGCGUGCAAGAGCAGGAGGGGCAGGAGGGGUAGAUGGAGGAAGUCAAAGCAGCCAUUCAAGUACCCUCCCCAGACUCUCCAACACUGCAAACCUAGCCACUGGCGCCGUAGCACGUACAUGGGCGGGCUUCCUCAUGAUGCCCAUCACAGUGAUAAAAGUACGCUACGAGUCCAAUCUCUACGCCUACACCUCGCUAUAUGGCGCCUCCAAGAAUAUUUUCAUGCGCGAAGGCCUGCGCGGAUUUUUUGCUGGCUUCGGUGCUACGGCUGUACGAGACGCCCCAUACGCCGGGUUAUACGUGCUUUUCUACGAGCAGUCCAAAAAACGGCUUUCGAAGCUCGCUACUAGGAUCGAAGAAUCCUCGCCCAACAUCUCCACUGGCCCUACCACAAAUGCAAAUGUCAAACUCAGCUCCAGCACCGCCGCCGGCAUAAACUUCUUAUCCGGGCUCGUAGCCGCCGGCCUCGGGACCACCAUCACGAACCCCUUCGAUGCCAUCAAAACCCGUCUCCAGCUCAUGCCGGGCAAAUACGGGAAUAUGGUGCAAGCGGCGAAGAUGAUGUUGAGGGAUGAGGGGUUUGCAAGUCUUUUUGACGGCCUGGGGAUUAGAAUUGCUAGGAAAGCUAUGAGUUCGGCGUUGGCAUGGACGGUGUACGAGGAGUUGGUUAGGAGGGCGGAGGGGAGGUGGAGAGAUGCGCUUGAAAAGGAAGAGGAAAAAUGCUGACGAGGGCUGAGCUGGGGCGGUUCUGCUGAGUAUGUAAAAUGGGAAGGCAAGGCGUUCGCAGCUUGGGGCUUUGGCUUUGGUUUUGGCGUUCUAGGUUUGUAUUUGGGUCGGCGAGAUGUCUUCGAGGCUUUCCUCUCUUCUCAUUAUUUGUGCGGCAUUCGGCGUGUAAUUGAAGGCUAUGGCUUUCUUUCUUUCGACUCAAUACUUUUCGGUUUAGAUUGGCAGGCAGGCGUGUGGAGAUGGCGUUUCUGUGUGCUCGAGUACAUGGACGGGUCAUAUCUGCUCUGCUAGCAUUGAGCCUCACGAUCAUUCCUCUUGUUUAGUACCGUCGACUUGGAUAACUCCGCCCGUAUUGAGUUCAUGUUUCUACAGCAAGCGGG